AUGGAUAAUCAUGGUUGGCUUGAUCUGAUUGGAAUUGAAGAGAACUUCGAUCCGGGUUUAGACUUGUUCGGGAUCAUGAACGAAGAUGAAUUCGAGAGUAAUGCGAGUUUCAAAGGUGCACGAGCCGAUAAUGGUGAACCGCCUAAGAAGAAGAAGAUUCAUAGGCACACUCCGUAUCAGAUACACGAGCUUGAAUCUUUCUUCAAGGAUUUCCCUCACCCUGAUGAAGAACAAACAAGGGAACUUAGCUUGAGGGUUGGCUUGGAGAAGAAGCAAGUUAAAUUUUGGUUUCAAAACAGGAGAAACCAGUUGAAGAUUCAAUUCGGACGCCAGGAAAAUGCAAUUCUUAAACUAGAGAACGAAAGGCUUCGAGUAGAGAAUGGUUUCUUGAAGCAGAAGAUAACGAGGCGGAUAUGCAACAAUUGCGGCGGUAACAAUGGAGGCAGUACAUUGCCGAUGGGAUUCGAGCUUGAUGAUCGGGUAUCGAUGCCAUUGAUAAAACCUUGUGGUGCCUAUCGAUUACCAUAUGACAGGUCAGCCUUGGUAAAUGUUGCAGUAGCAGGUAUGGAUGAAUUACUUAACAUGGCUGAGAUGCCUAAUCCCCCAGUUGAGGCUACAAGGGAAACAGGACUAGUUCCCCUUCCCAGCUCGGCCCUUGUCGAGAUGCUAAUGGAUGCGAAUUGUUGGGCGGAAAUGUUUCCCUGCCUGGUUGCAGAAGCGGCGACAGUUGAUGUGCUAUCGAGCGGUACCAAUGGAACCAGAGACAAUGCAUUACAAGUGAUGGAUGCUGAAUUUCAAGUUCUUUCACCUUUGGUUCCUAUUCGACGAGUUCCAUUUCUCCGGUUCUGCAAGCGGCAUUCGGAUGGUGUGUGGGCGGUUGUGGAUGUUUCCAUCGAUUCUUGCAACGCUGCGAAUCCGCAAAUGUUUGCAAACAGCAGGAGGCUUCCAUCUGGAUGUAUCAUCCAAGACAUGGACAACAAGCACACCAAGGUUACAUGGGUUGAACACUCGGAAUACGAUGAGAGUACAAUCCACCAUCUCUUGCUUCCAUUACUCAGUUCAGGCUUCGGCUUUGGUGCACCGAGGUGGAUAGACACUCUCCGAAGACAUUGCUACCGCAUCGCACAACUAAUGUCCCCUGCCAUCCAUGGUGAAAACAAAAGAGGGAUAACUACAGCUGGCACAAAAAGCAUGUUAAACCUUGCGCGACGCAUGACAGAUAACUUCAUUGCCGGAAUUUGUGCUUCAAGUGCGCGUAAAUGGGACGAGCUUAAUGUUGGUAAUGUUGGUGAAGAUGUAAGGGUGAUGGUUAGGAAGAAUGAAAAUCUUCCUGGUGAGCCAUGUGGGGUUGUUCUGAGCACUUCUACUUCGGUUUGGAUGCCGAUAUCUCAGCAACGACUGUUCGAUUUCUUGCAAGACGCACGGAUGCGGUGUCAGUGGGACAUUUUGUCCAAUGGCAUAUCAAUGCAGUUGACAAUCAAUAUUGCCAAGGGACCAGGAGAAGGCGACUGUGUCGCUCUCUUUAGUAGCGAUCUCACUAAGAAUGCCACGCUAGUUUUACAGGAAACAUGGAGUGAUGCAUCCGGUGCACUGAUUGUGUAUUCACCUGUGGAUGUACCCUCAAUUAGUGCAGUCAUGAAGGGCAGUGAUUCGUCGCAGGUGAUAAUGUUACCAUCAGGAUUUGCAAUUCUUCCUAGUGGUCAUGGUGCUGAGCCGCAAAGCAACUCCGAUCGAUGUUGGACGGAACACGAGACUGAUCGGUGUACAAGUAGUGGAUGCUUACUUACAGUUGGAUUUCAAAUUUUGGUGAAGGGUCCUGGUGGGAAGCUAACAGUGGAAUCAGUUGAGAGUGUUAGCAAACUCUUAUCAGGCCAAGUUGAGAGGAUCAAAGCUGCCCUUUCAGUAACAUGUUAA
Molecule: messenger RNA, 1914 nt
Organism: Hibiscus syriacus
Lineage: Eukaryota; Viridiplantae; Streptophyta; Magnoliopsida; Malvales; Malvaceae
Product: homeobox-leucine zipper protein HDG7-like
Exons: 7
Coding region: 1-1914 (637 amino acids)
Biological process (GO): regulation of DNA-templated transcription
Molecular function (GO): DNA-binding transcription factor activity, RNA polymerase II-specific; lipid binding; DNA binding
Source: RefSeq, a predicted model, not a curated record